Molecule: messenger RNA, 576 nt
Organism: Cantharellus anzutake
Lineage: Eukaryota; Fungi; Basidiomycota; Agaricomycetes; Cantharellales; Hydnaceae
Exons: 3
Coding region: 1-576 (191 amino acids)
Source: RefSeq, a predicted model, not a curated record
AUGGGACAAACGAACAACAGAAAACACCAGCAGGAAGACAUGCAGAGAAGGAAGAAACCGGGGAUGGAGUCGGGUAGCAGAGCGACAACAGAAAAAAUGACGAAAAGAUAUGAAGAGGAAUUUAAUAACCGCGGCGCUGGGAGAAAUAGCGGUUCGAACUCAGGAUCCGAGACUGAGCAUGACUGGUAUAUUCAGUCCCCCCACCACCCUCUUUCGAAUACUCACUUCCCCAAGCUGGAAGUGCCAGUCCGUCGACAGACGAGCGAGGCAGUAAGUGGCAGGGUGGAAGCCCCUGGCAACAUUGGGAUCAUUGAGGCAAUCGCUGUGUUCUGGUACAUUGAUUGGGAAUUACUUGCGACUGGGUGGAUUCUUGGCGCUAGUGUGAGGCGCCCUCGAGUGGGCGUCCUAAGUGGUCUAGGAGGCAACACAACCUAUGAACAAUCAGUGCUAAACGAGCUGCAGGGGAGUGGUAUAGAGCAGGAGGGCGCGCGGGACCAUCUUGAAGUGGGCGUUUGGUGGCACAUGCACCCAUGCGCACGGAGUAAUAACUUUUGGCUGCAAGAAUGUUGGGUUUGA